GCCCGUACAACCACUACGGCCCCUACAACCUCCACAGCUCAUACAACCACCACAGCCCGUACAGCCCGUACAACCACUACGGCCCCUACAACCUCCACAGCUCAUACAACCACCAACCCCUGCAACCAUAGUAUCUUCCAACACAGCCCCUACAACCAUUACAGCUUCCACCACAGCCUCUUCAAUCACAGUAGCUUCUCCCACAGCCCCUACAACCACUACAGCCCCUGCAAUGAAUACAGCUUUCACCACAGCCCCUGCAACCACUACACCUUCCACUACAGCCCCUGCAACCACUAUACCUUCCACUGCAGCCCCUGCAAUGACUUCAACUUCCGCUCUUCCAGCACAGCGUAUGUGCCCAUGACAGUCUCUACUCCAGGGUCUGACCUCACCACAUCCUCCACUGUAUUACCUAAGACUAGUGCGGGCUCCAGCCCACCCCCUGUGAUCACAUCAGCAUCUGUUAGUAGCAUGGCCUCCACUCUGUUGUCCUCCCCACCAUCCCUGAGCAGCACAGUCUACACCGUGGGCUCUGAUCCCACGAAGUCCAGCACAGCCUCCUCCUCAGCCGUUCCACUCACCACAGAUUUUCCCACCACCUCUGUGUCCCCUGCAAACAGCACCACAGUUUCUCAGGCCCUGACCGUCUCCGCCUCAGCCUCUGAGAGCACCACAGGCCCUGCCUCUGCUUCCGUGCCCUCCACAGCGCUCACGGGGACCUCAUCACACCUGCUGGCCUCCACCUCUGCUCCCGGGGCCACAGGAGGCUUCACCAGCAUCGCCAGGCCUUCCACGGGCACCUUCACCACCGUGGUGCCCACCAAGGCAGCGGACUUCUCUCCUCCGUCCAUGCCCAACACCGUGGUCUCAGGGCCCGGGAGCCCCGGAGGGCGUUUGCAGCGCUGGGCCGUGGUCCUCAUCUCUCUGGCUGCCGUCAUGCUUGGCGUCGGGUUGCUGGUGGGAAUCAGUUUCUGCCUGGGCCCCAGCAUCGGCCUUGGUCUGGACCUGGACACAGGGCUGGGCCCUGGGAUGCUCCACAGCUUGGGAGAUGAGCUGGCCCAUGGAGGAGCACAUGGCUUUGGACACGGAGUGGGCCACGAUCUGAGCCACAGCCACGGCGGUCCUUAUGACAUGAAUCAUGGAUGGCGUCAUGGACAUGGGGGACACCCUUACAAUAGCCAUGAAAUGGAUCCCAGACGAGGCCACCGAGGAAGCCAUGGAGCGGGCCCUGGGGGGAGCCAUGGCAGGACAAGAUGGCUGUGGCCCUAG
Myotis brandtii (Brandt's bat) is the source of this 1272-nucleotide messenger RNA. RefSeq names its product mucin-22-like. The record is from RefSeq and is a predicted model, not a curated record. The annotation marks the transcript as partial. NCBI's taxonomy places the organism in Eukaryota, Metazoa, Chordata, Mammalia, Chiroptera, Vespertilionidae. The transcript has 6 exons.